Exophiala viscosa is the source of this 3455-nucleotide messenger RNA. Its product is annotated as armadillo-type protein. Gene Ontology annotation, biological process: mitotic spindle organization; establishment or maintenance of microtubule cytoskeleton polarity; microtubule polymerization. The coding region runs from base 269 to 3034 and encodes 921 amino acids. Gene Ontology annotation, cellular component: spindle pole body; kinetochore; microtubule plus-end. The record is from RefSeq and is a predicted model, not a curated record. The transcript has 3 exons. Gene Ontology annotation, molecular function: microtubule plus-end binding; microtubule plus end polymerase activity. NCBI's taxonomy places the organism in Eukaryota, Fungi, Ascomycota, Eurotiomycetes, Chaetothyriales, Herpotrichiellaceae.
CUACGAUCCAUACAAACCACAAGCACCCUCACCCUCUGCUCACUUAUUGUUUGUAGCAUUGAGAAAUCGUGUUUGGACGCGCCCAACAUCUUUGUGUCUAGAGUCCAGCGUCUUUGAACAGCUCCAGGUCAUACCUUCCUUCCGUCUUUCUUGCAUUCUGUUUGCGCAACCACAUGAACGCAACCUAACGAAGCCCACUCGCGCGCCCCUCCAAGGACAAGCCGUCAGCGAGGUUCCUAACCAUAAGACGAAUCUUUUCCCCCCUGCGAUGGCGGACGGCCCAGAAGAGGACUUCUCUCAGCUUCCCCUCCCCGAUCGAUUCGCGCACAAGAACUGGAAAGUGCGAAAAGAGGGCUACGAGGCUUCGGCGAAGGAAUUUGAACUUACCCCAGACGAAUCAGAUCCCGCGUUUAGACCAUUCUUGUCGGACCCGAGUCUCUGGAAGUCAGCUGCUGGGGACUCGAAUGUCGCUGCACAGCAAGAAGGCCUCGCUGCGCUGUGCGCCUUCUUGAAGUAUGGUGGACAACAGGCGGCGACCAAGUCAAGAAACUUCACCCUGCAGCCGAUAUACGAGAAAGGUCUUUCAUCGACCAGACCGCAAGCAAAGGCCAGCGCCCUGGAAGCCCUUCUGCUCUACAUUGAGCUCGACAAGUCCGAACCCGUUAUCGAAGAACUGUUACCGGCACUGUCGCACAAGCAGCCAAAGGUUAUUGCUGCGACGCUGAACGCCAUCACCGCUAUUUACCACAAUUACGGGGUCAAGAUUGUUGAGCCCAAACCAGUGCUCAAGGCACUACCAAAGGUUUUUGGACAUGCAGAUAAGAAUGUGAGGGCGGAGGCGCAAGCCUUGACCGUGGAGUUGUACCGCUGGUUGAAAGAGGCUAUGAAGCCUGUGUUUUGGGGUGAAUUAAAACCUGUUCAACAGCAAGACCUGGAGAAACUGUUCGAAAAGGUUAAAGAAGAACCCUCGCCGAAACAAGAGCGACUGACGAGGUCACAACAAGCUGCACAAGCUUCAGCACCAGCGGCAUCCGGUGGUGGGGAGGCUGGAGGGGCUGACGGUGCCGAGGAGGAAGAAGAGGAGGAGGCCGAAGUCAACGCAUUUGACCUUGCAGAGCCAGUGGACGUCUACUCCAAGAUACCCGCCAACUUUCAUGAAAUGAUCGCAUCGACAAAGUGGAAAGAACGCAAAGAAGCACUCGACGCCCUUUUCAACAUUCUCAAUACUCCAAGAAUAAAGGAAGGCCCCUUUGACGAGCUGAUACGGGCAUUUGCAAAAUCUAUGAAGGAUGCCAAUAUUGCAGUUGUGACGAUUGCUGCCAAUUGUGUCGAGAAAUUAGCACAGGGUCUGAGGAGAGGGUUUGCCAAAUACCGAUCUUCGAUCAUGUCACCUAUGCUGGAAAGAUUCAAGGAGAAGAAACAGUCCGUUGCCGAUGCUCUUGGUGCAGCACUGGAUGCCGUCUUCACCUCUACAUCUCUCUCAGAGUGCCUCGAAGAGACAUUGGGUUUCUUACAGAAUAAGAAUCCCAACGUGAAGGCUGAGACCAUCAAAUUCCUGGUCAGGUGCUUGCGAACAACUCGAGAUGUGCCGUCUAAGCCCGAGCAGAAGCUGAUCGCUGAUGCCGCAACAAAGCUCCUAACGGAGUCGACCGAAGCAAUCAGAUCCGGUGGCGCUGAGAUCCUUGGAACGCUCAUGAAAAUCAUUGGGGAGCGUGCCAUGGGCCCGUAUCUCGACGGGUUAGACGACAUACGGAAGGUCAGAAUCAAGGAAUUCUUCGACACCGCAGAAGUCAAGGCAAAGGAAAAACCAAAAGCCGCUCCUCCUCCUCCUGCGAAAUCCGCACCUGCUGUUGGGAAAAAGGUUGUUGGCGGCACCAAGAAGCCUGUGGCAAAAAAGCCGGCGUCGGCAGCUGCACCACCCGUGGAAGACACAGCGCCUCUGCAACCCAAAUCAACUGCAAAGCCUCUUCCUAAGCCAGGUCUGGCUCGUCCCGGUCUUGCGCCGCCUUCAGCUCUCAGACUUGGUGGGCUGAAGAAGCCUGGUGCAGGUGCUCUGUCCAGUGCCACUAACAGUCCACAGAGACGGGUAAUAUCUCCUCCAAUGAGCAACGAUGGUGACGACGAAGUCGCUGCACCAUCGCCUUCGAAAUUUGGUAUGGGACGUGGAGGACUUGCGGGACGGCCAUUGUCCAGACCAGCCACAGCUCCAUUGUCGCCUCCCUCAGCGCCUUCUGUCGCCAACGGUCUGUCGGCUAUCGAACGCGCUGAGCUCGAAGAGUUACGUGCAGAGAGAGAACGCCUAUCAGCACUUUCAGACAGUCUUCGAGGCAGCAAUGCCAAGUUGAGUGCCGAGAUAUCAGAACUUCAGAAUCAGAAUGCUCAGCUCAUAGAAGACCACACGCGUGAUGUGUUGCAGAUCAAGGCAAAAGAGACUCAGUUGGUAAGAGCGCGAGGGGAGUGUGACGUCCUGAAGUCCGAGAUUGAAAGUCUACGAAAGGAGAGUGAGCGUUAUAAGCGCGAGGUCUCCAGGUUAGGCCGUGAAAGCAUAGGACGAGAACGAGAAGAUGUGAUUCGUGGACGAACGGACGACGAGGCAGGGGGGAUUUACGACGAUUCCACCGUUAAGCGAUACCCUCCGAAUGGCGAUGCGCAGCCGUCAAGGCCUGUCAACAGCACAUUACAGAGGACCGGAAGCGCAGCUAGCUCACAAAGCGGCAGGGCGUUGAGCAAUAAACCGAGACCUCAAAGUGGAUACAACCCUAUCAGUCCCAGCGAGGAGAAAGAAAAUGGAGGCUUUGAUCCCUUGACUGCUAGGAGGAAGAUCAGUCCGCCUGUUGGUGGCAUGACGAAUGGAAGUGGUAUGAGUAGUCCUCAGCGGCCGACCUUUGCUAGUAGAGAGGCAAGUGAGUCUGGAAGUGUGGGGUCUAGAGAGCCACGCGCCGAAGAGAAUUGGAAGAGAGCCGCCGAAGUCACCAGCCAGUUGAAGGCCAGGAUUGAGGCUAUGAAGGCACGACAGGGUCUGACCCGGCAUUGACGAUGACACAGCACCUCCCACAAAGGGAUGUUGGAGUACCUGGUAGCUUGAGACGCUUCGAUGUGCAUGCAUUCGUUGGCGUUAACUGCAUCCUGCAUUUGAAAGAGAUACCACCUCUGUUUCUUGUUUGGAGCUCGGAUGGUCCAAGGCAGUAGGUGAAGCAGCUACCGCCUGAUUUGGUGGACCCCCUCAUUUGUAUAUGUUAAUCUGGAAAUGCUACAAGAUUUCUCCUCAUAUGCCCUCCGAACCUUCACCGUCAACGCUCUCUGCUUCAACUUUGCCCCUUUGUCACCUGAUGCCGGUGCUAUUCCCGGCCUCGAAUUCGCGAUACUACGUGGUUGACAAGAGGUAAGAGAAGUUUGGAAGAGACUUUAGAGGUCACGUAUAAAAGAUUACAUGAAGAAGCAUAUGAUAUCAUUUC